CAGCGUGAAAUGUGGUGAUAUGUUUCGUGGACUGGUGCAAUCGGUCGAUCGUUCGAAAAUCGACAUCGUGACAAACGGAGAGCAAAACACGCGUUUUGAAACAUGAGCUUGUUAUUGUAAAAAAAAAAAAUAACAGUAUUAAAACAACGUCGUUUGAACAUGGAACGAUUCCGGAGCAUCGACUGGUAUCCUGCGUUGGAGGAUCUGAUAGACAAUGUAUUCAUCAGGGACGAGAGAAUGGAGCGCGAGAGCGCGAUGUGCAGAAUUUUGACCGACACCUUCACAGAUCCGUUUGAGAAUAUCGAAAGCGAGUACGAUGAUGCCAAUGUGGAAUUGAUGAAGAAAUAUCUCCUCGAGGACGGCGUGGAUUUAUACAAGAAAGAAAGAGAGGAGGCUCAAAAGGCUGAGGAGCAAAAGGAUGAGAAUAAUUCUUCUGUGUUAGAAAGAUCUUACGUACCUGGCAUAAGAAGAUUAUCGACUUACUUUCCCAGAAGGUCUCAUUUGGACAAGGCUGAGCAAGCUAUGUGCCUUCGCGUUUUAUUGAGAUUAGCCGAUACAGAAAAGAAGAAAUUGACCGACGAGGAGAAGAAAGAGUUGCAGCAAUAUAUGGCAUUGAAAGAAAAAAUAUCCGAAGAACAGAAAGAAUUUCUAGAAUUUGUGAAGAGUGUGUGGAACGAUUCCGUGUGGCACGUCAAAUGUUUUGCAUUUAUGAAUUCAAAAUGGAAGAUGAAGAGGCAGAAGAUGGCAAAGUUACCGAGAAAUUAUGUUGAAUCUCUAACUAUACCACUUUCCGUACAGGACGUUAAUUUUGAGAUGAAGGACAUUAUAGUGGGAUUCGUAUCUUGCUUACGAGAGGGAUCCUUCUCGAAUGUGGUAUUGCCAAAACUCGAUUGCCGCUGUAGGUUGAACAUGGAACCUGACGCAUUGCGCGACAGAUUCCCCGCGUACCUCGCACCUGACAAAGUGACGCAACAUUUCAGAUUACCCGUAAGCGAGGAUACGUAUUGCGAGAGUCUCGCAGUGGAAACUGGCGCGGACUUUGUUAUCUCGUCCAGUGGCCUCAAGUGUCUACUGAACAACGUAGAUCCGGAACAUUCGUCAGGCUCGUGGCUCGUACCAGUGGUAGUGAGAUCACAUCGUGGAAAAAAUAUUAUUUACGUUGAUAAAAAGCUACCAUCUGUCAUUGCCACUAUACCACAAAAGAAUACCUGGGUGUAUAAAUACAUCCUUAGAUACUAUUUCGUUGGGACGAAUGAUGAAAGCGACGAGGAACCGUCGGAAGAGACAAAACGUUUUAGACAAACGAAAGAGGACAAACCUGAGAAGGCUGCAUACCAUUCAGAUUCGGAUAACGACAGCAAUUCUAACGAUUACCUUAAAGUCUAUGAAGAAGAUUUAUAUGCAUCGAAUACAGAUGCAGGGAAAUCAGAUAAUCUAGCAAGUGGCAAAACUGAUUCUAAAAUAGAUGAUGAAUUAGGUGAAUUAGAUGAUCUAGCAAGUGGCGAAACUAAUUUAAAAACAAACGAGCAGCAAAAUGUGUCGUAUAAUCUUUUCAUGAUAGGACCAGUUAAUUUUGAACAAACAAUACAUGGCGUGAAGAAAUAUAAGAUAUUGGUUCGUACAAAAACAGAUGGCAUCGAGAUGUUAUCAAACAACAAAUCGCAGCCUUUAAUGUUGGCGCCAAAGCUGGAGCAUCAGCUAGAAUAUGGAGCUGAAGCUAUAACGUUAGAAGAAGGCAUGCAUCAGUGGGCGUCAUUAAAAUUUAGACCAAACACAUCGUUAGCUAGAGUCAGAAUAGAAGCUUCUACUGGAGAAAUAAUACAAAUAGAAAGGCAUACAGAAAUGUCGUUGAGCAAUGAGAUAAAACGACUUUAUAAUGUCAAGGUAGAAAAUUCUCUAAGUAUUUUGCAUAAUAUAAUCGACGGAUUAUCAUCCUUGACUCCUGGCCAAUAUAUUAUGCAACACAUCCCUCAGAGUGGGCCAUUUGCUUACGUCUAUAAACAUACAACCAAUGAUAGGAAAACUACCUUUGAUUUAAACUCGGUUUAUUGUAGCAACAAGUUUCAUACAGUACCUAAAACGCCAUGGCCACGCAUAGACAAUAUGUUGAUAACACCAUCGCUCAGGUGUUUUCAGAGAAUGCCUGCCAUGUUUUUUCCGAUUUUACGUCAGAAACCCGUAUAUAUUAAACCUACCAGAGGACGAAAGAAAAAUAAUCAAGUUUCUGCAUCUCCUUCCCGUAGAAGUGAUCGGUUAAAAAACAUGAAAAAAGAGAAAGCAUAAUUUUCUAUAAGUUUAAUUCUGGAGAGACUUUUCGAAAUGGCUAUUUAUUUUAUAAUGGAAUCUCCAUAUUCUUCAUUUCUUAAUUAUUUUUCCUCUUUCGUGCUGCUCUUACUUUUAUCACAUUUACAUUUAUGCAUGUCAAGAUGAUAUGUGCUCAAUUAAUUUAAGACUAAUGAUAUUUUUUAAAUUCUAUAUAUGCGUGAUGAAAUGUAAAACGAUUAAGAAAAGCAGCAUAAAAGGGGAAAUUAUUAAAAGCAAAGAAUAUAUUUAAGUUCUGUGCAAUUGACACACGUACAAAGUAUAGCUGUAAGUUUUCGUGAUGUUAUUUAACGUAAAAUACUCAUAUCACGGUCGUGUCAGAAUCAAACACUAUCUACAUUUGUUUCUUUUCUCAGAGGUCGUAUUAUUUUUCUAACUGCAUGAACAGAACAUCACAUAUUCUAUUUUUCACUUGCCUUCUUGUGCCUACUGUUUGCAUAGUUACAUGACAAAUGCGAAUGAUGAAAGAAAAACACUGAAAAAGUCUUUGAUAUUAAUCUUGAUAUUGUUUGUAUUUUUUUUCUUGAAUAGUUUUUCUUGAAUAUUUAGUUCAUAAUAUGAUCAGACAUUUGAUUUGUUUAUUACGUAUGCAUAAUAUAGAUAUUUGAUAUUCAGUUUUUUGCGUAUGCAGACUAUGCAGAAUUAAGUAAGGGACAAAUGAACUUUUUCUUUUAAUUUGACAAGCACACAUGAGCUAUGUACAAAUGUUGAAACAUUUUAGUUUAUUUUACAAACUGUUAUGUAUCUAAAAGUAUACUUAAGUAUUUACACAGAGAUAUAUAUAUAUUUUUUUUUAUUGACAUAUAUAUAUAUAUGAAUAAAAGGCAUGGAAAGAAAUAAAUGAACGUUAUAGAAUAUUCUUUUGUUUUUAUUUUCAUCGAUUUCUCAAUCUCUCACUCUUUUACACUACGAGAUUCUUUAUGUAAAUCUUUCGAUAAAAAUAAGAAUAUAUAUAUAUAAAAUAUAAUUUAAUUAAAUAUAAUUUGUAUACGUGAACAAGAUUGGAACGCAGAUAUUUAUCGGAGAAAUUUUACUGGCCUACAGUAAUAUAGUAAAGAUUUAAAAAAAAUAUUACAAAAAUAAUAUAUUUCAAAAAUGCAGCAAGGUACCGCUCUUUUAAUACCUUAUUAGUACACUAAGCAAUAUUAAGCUGGAAUCCGUGCAGGCAUAUACAAAGUUGUUUUUUUUUUUUUUAAUGAUUACGCAUCAAUAGGCAAGUGUGCACCUUGGACCU
Molecule: messenger RNA, 3556 nt
Organism: Wasmannia auropunctata (little fire ant)
Lineage: Eukaryota; Metazoa; Arthropoda; Insecta; Hymenoptera; Formicidae
Product: little elongation complex subunit 2-like
Exons: 9
Coding region: 160-2283 (707 amino acids)
Biological process (GO): snRNA transcription by RNA polymerase II; positive regulation of transcription by RNA polymerase III; snRNA transcription by RNA polymerase III
Cellular component (GO): transcription elongation factor complex
Source: RefSeq, a predicted model, not a curated record